CCUCCCGGCUCGGGGCCGCACCGCCCGCGGACCCUCCUCCGAAGGGAGUCGGUUUCCUGCCGCUGCCGCCGCCCGGCACUCAGCGCUGGCUCCCGGGGAGCGGCCGCAGCGGAGAUGGGACCCCGCGCCGCCCCGCUCCUGCCUCUGCUGCUGGCUCUGCUCGGCCGAACCGAUCCUGGGAGAGCUGAGGGCUGUGACCUGCAGCCGGUGACAGCAGAGCCGCCCAUCACCCUGUCCUAUGCCACCAGCACCGUGCCACGGGGAUGUGCCAGCAGCAGCUCCAUGGGCACCAGCCAUGAAGUCCACGUCCUCAGCGUUGAGUGGUCCAAGGCUCCUGCUCUCCCACUGAAGGUGUUGGUCACCCCACGGGCUGUGGGCUGCGCCCGGUCUGCAGUGCUCAUACUCCUGUGCUCCUACUGCUCGGCCACCAUCACCUCCCCAUGCCCAGACCUGCUCGUCCACACCGACGCCCACCUCAGCUCGGGAUCCACUGUGACAAAGAGUCCCAAGCCACCUGUGGCCACCGGCGAGGGGCAGCUGCUGGCCUGGGUUGAGGACACCUACGGGGGCAUCACCUCCUACAGCGAGCUGCAGGACCCCCGCUUGGUCCAGCUGCGCCUGGGAGAAGAUGCUGGAAACCCCCUGGACUGCAUCCCCCAGAAGCAUUUCAAUGCCACGCAGCACCUGGAGACUGAGGUCUUCUUCCAUGGGGUGAAGGGCUGUGCACACGGGGACGCCCAGAGCACCAGGGCUGCCCACAUCGUCCAUCUGCAGCAUGACCCCAGCUCCCCUGUCACGGAGGUGAACCUGUCCCUGAGCUGUCCCAAGGGAGUCAUCACCAACCAGAUCCUCAUCCUGCAGAGCCGGACCAACCUCACCUGGUCCCUCUCCUUCAACAACUGCGACAUCCAGUUCCUGGUCUCAGGGAACUACACGAUCGCUGCCAUCGCCCCACGGCUGCUCCCCGGGGAGCUCCUGCCCGACACGGAGCGGGGCCUCAUUGCCAAAGCCUUUGAGAAGAACUACAGCGUCAUCGCAUCCUACUCCACCAUCCCUGCCAGUGCCCGCAUCAGCCUGGAGAUCCAGAAGCAUGAGGUGGUCAGGAGGACAUCCGAAACACCCACCCCCCCGGCCCCCACUGCUGACCCACUGCCCUAUGCGCUACUGUUCAUGCUCCACCCCUGGAAGUGCACAGAUGAAACCAUGGAGAUUGUCAUCGCCAGGUCACACCUGGAGCCCAUCAAGGAUGUGGUGAACAUCACCCUGCGGGACAUCAGCUGUCAGGCGGAAAAAAAUGCCACUCACUUCAUGCUGAAAACUCCCCUCAGCCACUGUGGUACCUUGCUGGAAGGCAGGGGCCAUGCCAACAACGAGCUCAUCCUCAGCCAGGCCAAGGGUGCAGCACUCCGAAGCGUUCGGGUGGCCUUCCAGUGCAAGAUCCCACGGGAGCUCUUCCUGCGCCUCUUCCCCACCGCUGCCUUUGAGGUGCCACAGACAGAGCUGGAGGUCAACAAAGAAGCCUUUGUCCAGGCAUCCAUGCGGUGGGAGGACCACCCUGCUGACCUGCAGCUGAAGGAGUGCUGGCUGGUGGCACCAGGCCGGGAGCCAGAGCUGCUGGUACAGGGUGGGGAGGCACGUGGGGAGGGGGUGGCCGUCAUGGAAGGUCCCCCCAGCACCCGUGGGAGGAAGGUCUGGCGCUUCCGCUUCACCUACGCCGUCCCUGAGGGCGGGAGAGUCCCCUUCUCUGCCACCCUCAAGUGCAAAGCUGGCUUGCAGAACAACACCAUCUUUGAGAAGGUCCUGGAGGUGACAGUGAAGGACAGCUGGCGGCCACCCAACACCCGUGGGCUGGGUCUGGCUGCUGUCCUGGGCAUCACCUUCGGCGCAUUCCUCAUUGGGGCACUCCUCACCGCCGGGCUCUGGUACAUCUACUCACACACCCGUCCCAUCUCCAAACUGCAGCCGGUUUCCAGCACGGCACCGGCCUCGGAGAGCAGCAGCACCAACCACAGCAUUGGCAGCACCCAGAGCACUCCCUGCUCCACCAGCAGCAUGGCCUGACCCCCUUGGUCCCCCCCCGAGCCCACCCAGACCCCAGACGCUGGACUUGGAGACCGAUCCCGGCCCCAUUAAGCUAGUUUUUUGCCCCAGAUCUCAGGCCAAGCCCGGAGGAGGCCUCCGUUACUCAUUCAAUGAAUGCUUUGGCCCCCCGAGCGCAGCCCAUGUAGGGGGGGAGCAGCCUGCAACCCCCCCAAGGUCUCCCACUGCUGGGUGCACUGGGGAGGUGGAGAGAAAUCAGCUGUUGCCAAAGCCCCCCCAAGGCUCCCCAUCAAAUGGGUGUGGGGGGCAAAAGUGGGAACCCCCAGGAUGUGCUCUAGCACAUGGGGUGAUCUCCACACCCCUCCUUCGCCCCCCCAAGAAGGCAGUGGACACCGCUGGGAGCAAGAGAUUUACUGGGGAUGGAGGGGGUGAGGGGCUGCUGCCCCCCAUGGGGUGAUGGGCAGAAACCAACCCCACCCAUCCCCUAGCUCCCAAUCCAAGUUACAAACUGUUAUUAAUAAUAAUAAAAAUCUCCCCUAUGUUAAA
Molecule: messenger RNA, 2586 nt
Organism: Calypte anna (Anna's hummingbird)
Lineage: Eukaryota; Metazoa; Chordata; Aves; Apodiformes; Trochilidae
Gene: ENG
Product: endoglin
Exons: 15
Coding region: 115-2061 (648 amino acids)
Biological process (GO): vasculogenesis
Source: RefSeq, a predicted model, not a curated record